AUGGCGUUGCAGGAUAUUGAAAUCGACCCCGCCCUUGAAAACUUUGACUACCCAACACCAGACAGUGAAGAUAUGCGGUCAGAAUACAACAUGGCUGAUCGACUCACCAUUGAUGUCGAAUGCCCGCCGUUGGGUACCAGUACAUGUUCGAGCUUCUCACCUAUGGACUCACCCACACCGACUCCUACCUCUCUUUAUAGUCAAGGCUCUUUGGCCUCACCCGGUUGGCAUGAAGGCCAUGGGUAUCCUCAUGGACUUGAGGCUCCUAGAAAUUCGACGCCGUUGAGAAGCAGUUUUCGGCUGGCUGAUAUAACAGCUGGAGAUGGAAUCAUGUCACAGUUCGACAAUGUCGACGCACACGAGCGAAUCCCACUCUUUGAUUAUAUUCCGGGAUACACUGAUAAUGUUGAACCAUUCUGGGUUCCGCAGGACCUGUCGAAGUCCUUUGAUCAGACUACUAACUUUCCUUAUCCGCCUCAAAUGGUGCAACCAUAUCCCCAAAUGGCUCGAAACUAUUAUCGAAACAACCAAGCUAGCUACCUUCCCGAGUCAGCAUCGAACCCGUGCUUAUCUCGCCCAAUCUUUCAGCAAAAUGAUCGGCUACCAAACUCCAUGUCGAUGACGAACAUUGGUCAAUGGAUGCCAUCGGCGGAUAUGAUGCAGCCACAGACUAUAACCCCAGCUCAGGCAUUCCCACAACCGAUGACUCCUCCAUCUUCAUAUGCCGGCUUUCCGGGAUCUGCCAACACACUUCGGACACAUACGCCUGUAACGCCAGUGCGAUCAUGCUCCAUGGGCUCUGGAACAGAGACGCCCAUGACUCGCCUUUCCGGCGGUCCGAGUGACCACACAGACGAAGAGUGGAUCUCGCCAGGUAUGAGGGAGAGUCUACGACACCGCCAACCGCAACGACAACUCUCUCGCAAAACACUCAAGAAGUCACUAUCGAAGCAAAGUCUAAAAUUAGAGAAUCUGCCAUCCAUCAUCAAACAAGUGCAGUUCCGAUGCAAGGAGCCUGGCUGCAAAGGUCGCUUCAAGAGACAGGAGCACCUCAAGCGGCAUAUGAAGAGCCACUCGAAGGAGAAGCCUCAUGUCUGCUGGGUUCCGGGCUGCAACCGAGCCUUUUCGCGCAGCGAUAACCUCAACGCUCAUUACACCAAGACUCACAGCAAGCGCGGCGGGCGGAAUCGCUAUGUCGCCACGCUUGAUGAGACGAGCCCCGACUACGAUCCAGAGUUCCGUGGUCAGUUGACUCCGGAUGGACGUCCCAUCUAUGGUUCGAAGUUGGAUGAUCCCAUCCCAAUGGAUAACGACAUGGAUGCCGAGUGGGACGAGUAA
Talaromyces marneffei is the source of this 1338-nucleotide messenger RNA. RefSeq lists its product as uncharacterized. The transcript is spliced from 2 exons. The coding region runs from base 1 to 1338 and encodes 445 amino acids. Lineage: Eukaryota; Fungi; Ascomycota; Eurotiomycetes; Eurotiales; Trichocomaceae. The record is from RefSeq and is a predicted model, not a curated record.